UUCUUGCUACUAAAUGGUAGAGAAUGAUUAUAGAAAUAAUAGUCAUUGUGAGCAUAAAUCGAACGGCGUGGAACAAUCGUCUAAUGGACAAGGGGCUGGCAAAACGACUUUAAAGGGUUUAAGUCAAAUGAAGAGCAGAGGAGAGAGUAAUUCUCCUUGGACGUUUCACAUUGGCACUUGGCAACCUAACCGUCUUCCCACAAAAGAAGAAUGGAAAUCACUUUUGUUUUUCAUCUUUCGUCUUUUAAUAUCAAGGAAGUCUCAGAACGCUCUUCGAGCUGCAAUAGCAGCAGCGGGAGUUUCAGUUACCAUCUUUUUUGCUGUAAUGAGAAGUCAUAUUUUAUGUUUUGCAAAUAUUCUGGCCUACGUGGUACUAGUAAUCACUGCAAGACAUCCGCAUAUUGGUGCUGUUUUCCAAGCCAGUAUUAUCAUGUCAUAUGCAAGCUUGAUAGCUUCAAUUUUUGGUCUUGUUGGUUUGGCGAUGGCUGAUAAAAGUGGAGUCGCACUUUACUUUAUUGCUGUUGUACAGGCGGCUAUUGCAACUAUUCUUCGUACCGACACUGACCUUACAGUGAAUGGAAUCGGUAUCAAUAUCAACUUUAUCUUUGGUGCUAUCGAAAUAUUCUACGUGAAGACACCACCGUCCGAUGCUUGGCAUAGAACCUAUCCAACCCUUUUAGCGGGACAGUUGGCAGCAGUUGCUUCUUUUCUUUGUGCUUUAGUCAUAUUUCCUCUUUCAGCUAAAACUGCUCUGAAGAAGGGACUUGCACAGUCAGUUAGAGAAACAAGUGAACUUGUAUCAGAGAUAGCGACAUUACUCACAAACUAUGAGGAAGGGACUGAUACAAGCGUUCCAGGGGUUGUAGAGAAAUGUUAUGCUAUUCGUUCUUCUUUUACAGAAACUCGAGCAAUGUUAUCUUAUCUUCCAUUUGAACCAAACGUUUAUCCUCCUUGGCAGUGUGAACCUGAUGAAGCAUGGAAAAAGUUAGUUGAUGAAGCGGAAGACUUACUUUUGAAGGUAGAAUCCAUUGCAGGAGUUCUCAGGAAAGGGAAACAUUUCGCUGUAUCUAGUUUCAACUUGGAAUUCGGAGAGUCUCUUGUUUUACUUUGUGAUUUUCUAGACAGAGCUCAUUUACGGGGACUUGAAAUCGCGAAAAAAAUCGAAAGUUAUCCCAAGGUACCUCUGGAAGAGAAAGUGAGUCUAGUUAGUUAUCGAAAAGAAGAGUUAAAUAGACACAUUCUGCGUGCACGACAUAUGCAGUGGCGGUCUGCAGAUUUUUAUCAAAAUAAUGAACCAGAGACUCCAGCUUUUAUUUUUGCAUCACUUAUCUUUGUGAUAUUCAAUGCGCGUUCAAUAGAACGUUCUUUAUAUCGUCUCAAUGAUGGUUUAAACCACUUGAUGAAUGAGAGAAGAAGGCUACGCGUUGCACCUCUUCGAAACUUCUUUCGUUGGUAUCCAUUGUUAUUGAAACCAUUCAAGGCCUGGGCGAGGACUCAUAAGCUUCUUGCAGUUCCAGACAAUGCAAAGUUUUUAUUCAAAUAUGUUCUUUGCGUGGCGAUUGUUCUAUUUCCCACUCUGUUUGUCGCUCAAUUUUCUGAAAGUGAUUAUUUUUUUACGCAGCGUCACAACGCUAUAUCUGCCUAUAUUGUGGUAACCAUUCUUGUUAUGAGGGGAAUUGAGAUGACUAUGUUUCGAGUUUUUUUAUAUUUUACUGUUACCUUUGCAUCUUGUGGACUAGCUUAUGCUUUAACAGUCAUGGCACCAACAGAUCAGUAUAUAAUUGACUUUUGGAUUUUCAUUUGGACUUAUGGAGCUCUUUUAAUUGCUUCUAUCAAUCCUGAUUACAUUAUAGUAACAUUUCCUUUCUUAUUAGCGCAAUAUUUUAUUAUUGCUUGUCAGUAUGGAGAUGGGUUUACUUUUAUCUAUGCGGCAUCGAGAGCCGUCACUGUUUCCAUUGGUUGUUUUAUAGUUGCGAUAGUUUGUAUGUUUAUUUGGCCGUAUAGAACUACGGAUGAAAUCAGAAAUAAUCUAAGGGAUGUUGUACUAUUAGAGACAAGUUUAAUUGAGGGCCUUACAAAGCUAUUUCUUGAUAUGAAUACGCGGGGACUUUCUGAAACUAGUUGGAAGGAAUUGGGAGGUGAAGAACUGGAUGAGAAGAUUCACCGUGCCGAGCAGCGUCUGAUGGUUACAAGAAUUCGAUACAUUGUCGAUUUGACUCCCAACUAUAGAGAGAGCUCUAUUCCCUUUGGACUGAAUGUAUGUUUUAGUAUUCUUCGUCGCGUGAUUGUAUUUCGACAAAUUAUUAGGGCUCCUGCAGAAAUCACUGGGAAUUAUACAACUGCAGCUUAUGACCUAUUUAUAAAGCAUCUGGAAACGGAGUUGUUUGAUAUGUUACGUACAGUGAAGGAAACUGGAGACUGUAUUUCUGAGAGACUUGGAAAAUCCCGUAUUCAUCGUCCACCACCGAAUGAAAUGAUUGUAAAAAUGGAAUCUUUUGAAGUUGCAUUGGAUAAUUUUCUUGACAAGUACCGCAAAGUAAGACAGGACUUGCUGGACAGAUGGCAGGAGUACUUCUUGGCUGUAGAUAUUGGAGAGGAAGACUCCACUUCAAGUCUCUCAAGUCCUCCCGGAUUGCCUCCUGAUGACUCUGUUCGUUUUCUUGCAUGGAUAUAUUCACUCAUUCUUCUUGUUGAUACUUUGUUGAAAGUGAGUCAAGAAGUUUCACAAUUGAGAGUAGAGUCGCAUCGUAAGAGAAUUCGAAUGAUAGACUUUUUCUUCAGAAGGUCACGAAAGAAAGACGUUGUUUUAAAUGAUCCGUCUUCUGUUCAAGUUGUCGCAGAAGGUGUAAAGGGGAAAGAAAGAAAUGUUAGUGAAGAUCGUGGAGAGAAUAAGUCGAAAGGUGAUCAAAGUGAAAGAGAAGAAAGUUACUAUCAAUCAUAGUUCCUUACAUUUCACUGAUUCCUUAUAAAGCUUUUUGAAUUUAG
This is a messenger RNA of Galdieria sulphuraria, 2985 nucleotides long. RefSeq lists its product as uncharacterized. Lineage: Eukaryota; Rhodophyta; Bangiophyceae; Galdieriales; Galdieriaceae. Bases 14 to 2941 code for a protein of 975 amino acids. The transcript has 2 exons. The record is from RefSeq and is a predicted model, not a curated record.